AAGAAGAAGAGGUCUGCUGACACAGGCUAAUCAGUCAGCUGCAGGUAGAAAGCUGCGAUAUCUUCUGCAGGAGAACAUUAAUAACAUUAUAUAUAUAUAUAUAUAUAGAAGGAUUAUUGUCAAUAUCAGACUAUUGUGACGUUGUAUAGCCGCGUCAUUUGAAGGUGAGGUCAUACCAACAGGAUGAAGGGCUUGUACUGCCGAGCUGCUGGCUCUGAUGCCGAGCCCAGGUUCGUCAUUCAGCAGACGAGUCUUCCAGAGGUUUUAGGCUGCCAUCUGGUCCGAGUUCAGGUGAAGGCAUGUGGACUCAGCCCGCUGGACUUCCAGCUGCUUGACGACCUGGGGAUCCAGAGAGAUCUACUUCCUGUUGGCAGAGAGGUGGCUGGGGUCGUCCUGCAAGUGGGCGACAAGGUCUCCUUCUUCCAACCAGAGGAUGAGGUUGUAGGCAUCCUGCCCCUGGACUCUCCCUGCUCCGGACUCUGUGAUGUCGUUGAAGUAGAUGAACACUAUUUAGUCCAGAAGCCGGAGAAGCUGAGCUCGGUGUGUGUUGCAGGAGCGCUGCGAGACGGCCUGCGUGCACACACCGCGCUACACACACACGCUCGCAUGGCAGCCGGACACACACUCCUGGUGAUGGACGGAGCCAGCUCUUUCGGCCUCAUGUGCAUCCAGCUGGCUUGUUACCACGGUGUUAAGGUGUUGACGACGUCACACUCGGCCCAAAAACACACGUUCCUGGAGCAGCUUCGGCCCAGCGUAGGAGUCCAGGAUCCUUUAGUAGUUAAGGUUAUUCCGGUUUAUAACGGCUCAUCAGACCUGCUGCCGCUGGUUCUGGAGGAGACCGGAGGACUGGGAGUGGACAUAGUCGUAGACUCUGGAGGUAAACACUUAUUUACACACGUGUCUGGUGAUCGAGUUGAAAAUAAAAGACACCACUGAGAAUGUAGUUACAGUUUAAAGUGCAAACAUAACUUUAUCAUAAUUUUCUACAUCUUAAUAAAAGUCUUAACGUCAGAUUAUCACUGUUUUUUGUAUAUUUUUUUCCAGUUGGAUCCUCCAGAUUGCAGAUUCCUGUACUUAAAGUCGGCCUCUAUGACUUUCCUGAACCAUGAGGUGUGGACGGCUUCCUCGGCUCAGCAGGGACGAUACCUCCAUAUUCUGAAGGACAUCGUGGAGAAGAUGUCAGCCGGCGUUCUCAGACCUCAGCCUGAAGAUGCGGUCCCUCUCUAUGAAGCCACGGUUACCAUGGAGACUAUCCAGCGUCACCAGAAGAAGAAGGCCGUUGUUCAGCUUUGACCUCUGAACACUCGGGCCUGAAAACCACCGCAGCAUGCAUCAUUACAGGCCGGCAACAUAAACCUGGUCCCUGUCUGGACCAACACGGAGACUAACCCUCUCAUUCUAACACCUGAGGUCAGAGUCUCCGGUUCAGGUCCCCCGCUGGGCUCCAAGCUGCAGGAUGGAUCCAUUUUCCUCUGGUUGGAACCAGGGAGCCAAACACAGACACCGUAGACCACAUCCUGAAUACGUAUGAGUUCACGUGGCUCACAUUAAAGACUCUCUGCUCAGUAUUCACUAGUUUGUAUUUCUUUGAGAAUUAUUCACAACACUUCAACACUUUAAAUC
Etheostoma cragini (Arkansas darter) is the source of this 1626-nucleotide messenger RNA. It is a transcript of the gene cryzl1, whose product is annotated as crystallin, zeta (quinone reductase)-like 1. The transcript has 14 exons. Gene Ontology annotation, molecular function: oxidoreductase activity. The record is from RefSeq and is a predicted model, not a curated record. Lineage: Eukaryota; Metazoa; Chordata; Actinopteri; Perciformes; Percidae.